CGCUCAGUUCUUCCAGCCUCCUGCAAGGAUUGCAAGAGGAGUCAGCCUCCUCUGUUUGCUGGAGUCCCCUCUGCUUGGGGGAGAGAGGCUGCAGAAAAAAAAAGGAGACUCAGUGAGGGAGGAAAAUAUGCAUCCUGGCCAAACAUAAUUGAAUCUAGAAGCCCAGGGAUACACAUCUUCAGGUUUUCUCAGGGUUCACACUUGGUGCUUAGACAAAUUCAAAAUGAGGAAACAUCGACAUUUGCCCUUAGUGGUCAUCUUUUGCCUCUUUCUCUCAGGCUUUCCCACGACUUAUGCCCAACAACAACAAGCAGAUGUCAAAAAUGGUGCCGCUGCUGAUAUAAUAUUUCUAGUGGAUGCCUCUUGGAGCAUUGGAAAGGAACAUUUCCAACUUGUUCGAGAGUUUCUGUAUGAUGUUAUAGAAUCUUUAGCUGUGGGAGAAAAUGAUUUCCAUUUUGCUCUGGUCCAGUUCAACGGAAACCCACAUACCGAGUUCCUGUUACAUACGUACCACACUACACAAGAAGUCCUUUCCCAUGUUUCCAACAUGUCCUAUAUUGGGGGAAGCAAUCAGACUGGAAAAGGAUUAGAAUACGUAAUUCAGAGCCACCUCACUAAGGCUGCUGGAAGCCGGGUCAGUGACGGAGUCCCUCAGGUUAUUGUAGUGUUAACCGGCGGACGCUCGGGGGACGGCCUGGCUCUGCCCUCUGCACAACUUCAGUCUGCUGACGUUAACGUGUUUGCAAUUGGAGUUGAGGAUGCAGAUGAAGGAUCGUUAAAAGAAAUAGCAAGUGAACCAUUCAAUAUGCAUGUUUUCAACAUAGAGAACUUUACCUCACUUCAUGACAUAGUAGGAAACUUAGUGUCCUGUGUGCACUCCUCCGUGAGGCCAGAGAGGGCUGGGGACACGGAAACCAUUAAAGACAUCACAGCACAAGACUCUGCUGACAUUAUUUUCCUUAUUGAUGGAUCAAACAACACCGGAAGUGUCCAUUUUGCUGUCAUUCGAGACUUCCUUGUAAAUCUCCUUGAGAGACUCUCAGUUGGAACUCAGCAGAUCCGAGUGGGGGUGGUCCAGUAUAGCGAGGAGCCCAGAACCAUGUUCUCCUUGGACAGCUACCCCUCUAAGGCCCAGGUUCUGAAUGCAGUGAAGGCCCUCGGGUUUGCUGGGGGGGAACUGGCCAACAUCGGCCUGGCCCUUGACUUUGUGGUGGAGAAUCACUUUGUGCGGGCAGGGGGCAGCCGUGUGGAGGAAGGGGUUCCCCAGGUGCUGGUCCUCAUAAGUGCUGGGCCUUCCAGUGAUGAGAUUCAGGACGGGGUGGUAGCUCUGAAGCAGGCAAGUGUGUUCUCAUUCUGCCUCGGAGCCCAGGCUGCCUCCAGGGCAGAGCUUCAGCACAUAGCUACAGAUGACAGCUUGGUGUUUACUGUCCCCGAAUUCCGUAGCUUUGGGGACCUCCAGGAGCAAUUACUGCCGUACAUUGUUGGCGUGGCCCAAGGGCACAUUGUCUUGCAACCGCCAACCAUUGUCACACAAGUCAUCGAAGUGAACAAGAGGGACAUAGUCUUCCUGAUGGAUGGCUCAUCCAACAUGGGGCUAGCCAACUUCAAUGCCAUCCGAGACUUCAUCGCCAGAGUCAUCCAGAGGCUGGAAAUCGGACAAGACCUCAUCCAGGUGUCGGUGGCUCAGUACGCAGACACUGUCAAGCCUGAGUUUUAUUUCAAUAGCUACCCUGGCAAAAGGGAAGUCAUAAGCGCUGUGCGGAGGAUGAAGCCCCUGGAAGGCUCAGCCCUAUACACGGGCUCUGCACUAGACUUUGUUCGUGACAAACUGUUCGUUAGCUCAGCUGGCUACAGGGCUGCCGAAGGGGUUCCUAAGAUCCUGGUGCUGGUCACAGGUGGUAAGUCCCUAGAUGAGAUCAGCCAGCCUGCCCAGGAGCUGAAGACAAGCAGCAUUAUGGCCUUUGCCAUUGGGAACAAGGCUGCUGAUGAGGCGGAGCUGGAAGAGAUCGCUUUCGACAGAUCCCUGGUGUUCAUCGCCCCUGAGUUCCGCGCCGUCCCUUUGCAAAGCAUGCUGCCCAGCCUGCUGGCACCUCUCAGAACCCUCUCCGGAACCACUGAAGUUCACGUAAACAAAAGGGAUAUCAUCUUCCUUUUGGAUGGAUCGGUCAACGUUGGAAAAACCAAUUUCCCUUAUGUGCGUGACUUUGUAAUGAACCUAGUUAACAGCCUUGAUGUUGGAAGUCAAAAUAUUCGUAUUGGUUUAGUGCAAUUUAGUGACACUCCGGUGACGGAGUUCUCUCUAGACACUUACCAGAGCAAGGCAGAGCUGCUCGCUCACCUGAGCCGGUUGCAGCUCAGGGGGGGCUCGGGCCUGAACACGGGCGCGGCCCUGAGCUACGUCCACGCCAACCACUUCACCGAGGCUGGUGGCAGCCGGAUCCGUGAGAACGUGCCGCAGCUGCUGCUCCUGCUCACCGCAGGGCGGUCUGAGGACGCCUAUUUGCAAGCUGCCAACGCCCUGGCACGCGAGGGCGUGCUGACCUUUUGUGUGGGGGCCAGCCAGGCGGAUAAGGCAGAGCUUGAGCAGAUGGCUUUUAACCCCAGCCUGGUGUAUCUCAUGGAUGAUUUCAGCUCCCUGCCGGCUUUGCCUCAGCAGCUGAUUCAGCCCCUAACCACAUAUGUUAGUGGAGGUGUGCAGGAAGUUCCACUCGCCCAGCCAGAGAGCAAGCGAGACAUUCUGUUCCUCUUUGAUGGCUCAGCCAACAUUGUGGGCCAAUUCCCUGCUGUCCGUGACUUUCUCUACAAGAUCAUUGAUGAGCUCAAUGUGAAGCCAGAUGGGACCAGGGUGGCAGUAGCUCAGUACAGUGAUGACGUUAAGGUAGAGUCCCGCUUCAACGAGCAUCCAAGUAAGGCUGAGAUUCUGAGUCUUGUGAAGAAGAUGAAGAUCAAGACGGGCAAAGCCCUUAACCUCGGCUAUGCCCUGGACUACGCACAGAAGUACAUCUUUGUGAAGUCUGCGGGCAGCCGCCUCGAGGACGGAGUGCUUCAGUUCCUGGUACUGCUGGUUGCCGGAAGGUCAUCUGAUGCUGUGGACGGACCAGCAAGUACCCUGAAACAGAGUGGGGUGGUGCCUUUCAUUUUCCAAGCCAAGAACGCUGACCCUGCUGAGCUGGACCAGAUUGUACCGUCCCCUGCUUUCAUCCUGACUGCAGAGUCGCUCCCCAAGAUUGGGGAUCUCCAGCCACAGAUUGUGAACCUCUUGAAAUCAGUGAGCAAUGGAGCCCCAGCCCCAGUUUCAGGUGAAAAAGAUGUGGUGUUUCUGAUCGAUGGCUCUGAGGGUGUCAGGAGCGGCUUCCCCCUGCUGAAAGACUUUAUGCAGAGAGUGGUGGAGAGCUUGGAUGUGAGCCCCGACCGUGUCCGUGUAGCUGUGGUGCAGUAUAGUGACCGGACCAGGCCUGAGUUCUACCUGAAUUCCCACAUGGACCAGCAGGGUGUCAUCAAUGCCAUCCGGAAGCUGACCUUCCUGGGGGGACCGAUCCCCAACACGGGGGCUGCCCUGGACUUUGUCCUAAGGAACAUCUUGACCAGCUCUACUGGAAGCAGGAUGGCAGAGGGCGUCCCCCAGCUCCUGAUCGUGCUCACGGCUGAGCGGUCUGGGGAUGACGUGAGGGGCCCUUCUGUGAUCCUGAAGAGGGGUGGGGCAGUGCCCAUAGGCAUCGGUAUUGGGAAUGCCGACAUCUCAGAGAUGCAGACCAUUUCCUUCAUCCCAGACUUUGCCGUGGCCAUCCCCACCUUCCAUGAGCUGGGGACUGUCCAGCAGGUCAUCUCUGAGCGGGUGACCCACCUCAGCCGUGAGGAACUGAGCAGGUUGAAGCCAAUUUUUCUGCCCCCAUCAAGCCCAGGUGUUGGUGGUAAGAAGGAUGUGGUCUUUCUCAUUGAUGGAUCCCAAAAUGCUAGCCCUGAGUUCCAGUACAUCCGCUUGUUGAUCGAGAGGAUGGUCGAUUACCUGGAUGUGGGCUUUGACACCACUCGGGUGGCGGUGAUCCAGUUCAGUGAGGACCCCAAGGUGGAGUUUCCACUGAAUGCUCACUCUAGCAAGGAUGAAGUACUGAGCGCUGUGAGGCGGCUGCGGCCCAAAGGCGGGAGGCAGAUCAACAUUGGAGGUGCCCUGGAAUACGUGCUGAAGAAUAUCUUCAGGAGGCCUCUGGGCAGCCGGAUAGAGGAGGGUGUUCCACAGUUCCUGAUCCUCAUCUCAUCUGGGAAGUCCCAUGAUCAGGUGGAUGACUCAGCUGUGGAGCUUAAGCAGUUUGGGGUGGCCCCUUUCGCCAUAGCCAGGCACACAGACCAGGAGGAGCUGGUGAAGAUCUCCCUGAGCCCUGAGUACGUGUUCUCGGUGAGCACCUUCAGGGAGCUGCCCACCCUGGAGCAGAAACUGCUGACUCCCAUCACCACCCUGACGGCCGAACAGAUCCAGCAGAUCCUGGCGAGCACGCGCUAUCCUCCCCCAGCUGUCGAGAGUGACGCUGCUGACAUCGUCUUUCUAAUCGACAGCUCUGACGGCAUUAGGCCCGAUGGCAUCGCUCAUAUCAGAGACUUUGUUAGCAGGAUCGUCCAAAGACUCAACAUUGGCCCCAACAGAGUGAGGACUGGCGUUGUACAGUUCAGCAAUGAGGCCUUCCCAGAAUUCUAUUUGAAGACCUACAAAUCCCAGGCCUCGGUGCUCGACGCCAUACGGCGCUUGAGGUUCAAGGGAGGUUCUCCACGGAACACUGGAAAAGCUCUGGAGUUUGUGGCAAGAAACCUCUUUGUGAAGUCUGCUGGGAGUCGGAUAGAAGAUGGGGUGCCCCAACACCUCGUACUGUUUCUGGGUGGAAAAUCCCAGGAUGACAUUUCCAGGAUCUCUCAGGUCCUAAGCUCUUCUAGGAUUGCGAGUUUGGGAAUAGGAGACAGAAACACUGACAGGGUGGAGCUGCAGACCAUCACUAACAACCCCAGCUUGGUCUUCCCCGUGAGAGAGUUCACAGAGUUGCCCAACAUAGAAGACAGGGUCAUGAGCUCAUUUGGACCCUCUGGGGCUACACCUGCACCUCUAGGAGUGGACACACCUUCUCCUUCAAGGCCAGAGAAGAAGAAGGCAGAUAUUGUGUUCCUGUUGGAUGGGUCCAUCAAUUUCAGAAGGGACAGCUUCCAGGAAGUGCUCCGUUUUGCGUCUGAAAUUGUGGACACAGUUUAUGAAGAGGGUGACUCCAUCCAAGUGGGGCUGGUCCAGUACAACUCUGACCCCACAGAUGAAUUCUUCCUGAAGGACUUCUCCACCAAGAGGCAGAUUAUUGAUGCCAUCAACAAAGUGGUCUACAAAGGGGGUCGACACGCCAACACCAGGGUGGGCAUGGAGCACCUGCGGCUCAAUCACUUCGUGCCUGAGGCUGGCAGCCGACUGGAUCAGAGGGUUCCUCAGAUUGCCUUUGUGAUCACAGGAGGAAAGUCAGUGGAGGAUGCCCAGGAUGCGAGCCUGGCACUCACUCAGAGAGGUGUCAAGGUGUUCGCGGUGGGUGUGAGGAACAUUGACUCAGAAGAGGUCGGAAAGAUGGCAUCCAACAGUGCCACAGCAUUCCGGGUAGGGAACGUCCAGGAGCUGUCAGAACUGAGCGAGCAAGUUUUGGAAACACUACAUGACGCUAUGCACGAAACCCUAUGUCCUGGUGUGACCGAUGUUUCCAAAGCCUGUAACCUGGAUGUGAUUCUGGGGUUCGAUGGAUCCAGAGAUCAGAAUGUAUUUGUGGCCCAGAAGGGCCUCGAGUCCAAGGUGGACACCAUCUUGAACAGAAUCAGCCAGAUGCAGAGAAUCAGCUGCAGUGGCAGCCAGCUGCCCGUCGUUCGGGUGUCGGUGGUGGCCAACACACCCUCAGGCCCGGUGGAGGCCUUUGACUUUGCUGAGUACCAGCCGGAGCUGUUUGAGAAGUUCCAGAACAUGCAGAAUCAGCACCCGUACAUCCUUACGGCCGACACGCUGAAGGUCUAUCAGAACAAGUUCCGGCAGGCCUCACCCGAAAACGUGAAGGUGGUCAUUCAUUUUACCGAUGGAGUGGAUGGAGACCUGGCUGACUUACACAGAGCUUCUGAGGAGCUCCGACAAGAAGGUGUCCAGGCCUUGAUCCUGGUGGGUCUUGAACGUGUAGCCAACCUGGAGCUGCUGUCACAGCUGGAAUUUGGGCGGGGAUUCAUGUAUGACAGGCCCCUGCGGCUCAACUUGCUGGACUUAGAUUACGAACUUGCAGAGCAGCUUGACAACAUUGCUGAGAAAGCUUGCUGUGGGGUUCCCUGCAAAUGCUCAGGAGAAAGGGGAGACCGAGGACCCAUUGGCAGCAUUGGACCGAAGGGCAUUGCCGGGGAAGAUGGCUACCGAGGCUACCCUGGUGACGAGGGCGGACCAGGUGAGCGAGGUCCUCCUGGUGUGAACGGCACUCAAGGCUUCCAGGGCUGCCCAGGCCAGAGAGGAGUCAAGGGUUCGCGAGGAUUCCCAGGAGAGAAGGGCGAAUUAGGAGAAAUCGGGCUGGAUGGUCUUGAUGGAGAAGAUGGAGACAAAGGGUUGCCGGGUUCUUCUGGAGAGAAAGGCAAUCCUGGCAGAAGGGGUGACAAAGGACCAAAGGGAGAAAAAGGAGAAAGAGGAGACGUUGGGAUUCGAGGUGACCCGGGUGACUCAGGACAGGACAGCCAGCAGAGAGGACCCAAAGGAGAGACGGGUGACAUUGGCCCCAUGGGUGUCCCUGGGAGAGACGGCGCAUCUGGAAGUCCAGGAGAGACUGGGAAGGACGGUGGCUUUGGCCGAAGGGGACCUGCAGGAGUGAAGGGCAACAGGGGCAAUCCAGGCCAGCCAGGCUUUGAAGGAGAACAAGGUACCAGAGGUGGACAGGGCCCACCUGGUCCCAUUGGUCCUCCAGGCCUGAUUGGGGAACAAGGCAUUUCUGGACCUCGGGGAGGCGCAGGUACAGCUGGGGCUCCUGGAGAACGUGGCAGAACUGGUCCCCUGGGAAGAAAGGGUGAGCCUGGAGAGCCAGGGCCAAAGGGAGGCAUUGGGAACCGCGGGCCCCGUGGGGAGACGGGAGAUGAUGGGCGAGAUGGAGUUGGAGGUGAAGGACGCAGAGGCAAAAAAGGAGAAAGAGGAUUCCCUGGGUACCCAGGACCAAAGGGUACCCCUGGUGAGCCUGGGACAGAUGGUGCACCAGGACCAAAAGGUGUCAGAGGCCGAAGGGGAAAUUCAGGACCUCCGGGGAUAGUAGGACAGAAGGGAGACCCUGGCUACCCAGGGCCAUCUGGUCACAAGGGCAACCGAGGCGACUCCAUUGAUCAAUGUGCGCUGAUCCAGAGCAUCAAGGAUAAAUGCCCUUGCUGCUAUGGGCCCCUGGAGUGCCCUGUCUUCCCGACAGAGCUUGCCUUUGCCUUGGACACCUCAGAGGGGGUCACCCAAGACAUCUUUAGCCGGAUGAGAGAUGUGCUGCUGCAGAUCGUGGGUGAUCUGACCAUUGCUGAAAGCAACUGCCCGAGGGGGGCCCGAGUAGCUGUGGUCACCUAUAACAAUGAGGUGACCACCGAGAUCCGUUUUGCUGACUCCAGGAAGAAGUCCGCCCUCUUGGACAGCAUUCAGAACCUCCAGGUGUCUCUGACAUCCAAGCAACAGAGUCUGGAGACAGCCAUGUCAUUUGUGGCCAGAAACACGUUCAAGCGUGUGAGGAACGGGUUCCUGAUGAGGAAAGUGGCCAUUUUCUUCAGCAACAAGCCCACAAGAGAGUCCCCGCAGCUGCGCGAGGCGGUGCUCAAACUCUCUGAUGCAGGAAUCACACCCUUGUUCCUUACCAGCCAGGAGGACCGACAGCUCAUCAAUGCCUUGCAGAUCAACAACACAGCAGUGGGGCAUGCACUCGUCCUGCCGGCCAGGGGGGACCUCACAGACUUUCUGAAGAAUGUCCUCACUUGCCACGUUUGCCUGGACAUUUGCAACAUUGACCCAUCCUGUGGAUUCGGCAGCUGGAGACCUUCCUUCAGGGACAGGAGAGCAGCAGGCAGCGAUGCAGACAUUGACCUGGCUUUCAUCUUGGACAGCUCAGAGUCCACCACUCUGUUCCAGUUCAACGAGAUGAAGAAGUAUAUCAGCUACCUGGUCAGGCAGCUGGACCUGAGCCCAGACCCCAAGGCUUCCCAGCACUUUGCCAGAGUGGCUGUUGUGCAGCACACACCCUACGAGUCUGCAGGCAAUGCCAGCGUGCCGCCUGGGAAGGUGGAAUUCUCCCUGAUGGACUAUGGCUCCAAGGAGAAGCUGCUUAACUUCCUCAGUAGAGGAAUGACACAGCUGCAGGGAACCAGGGCCUUGGGCAGAGCUAUUGACUACACCAUAGAGAACGUCUUUGAAAGUACACCCAACCCACGCGAUCUGAAAAUUGUGGUGCUGAUGAUCACAGGUGAGAUGCAGAAGCAGCAGCUGGAGGAGGCACAGAGAGCCAUCCUGCAGGCCAAAUGCAAGGGCUACUUCUUCGUGGUUCUGGGCAUUGGCCGGAAAGUGAACGUCAAGGAGGUGUAUGGCUUCGCCAGUGAGCCCAAUGACGUCUUCUUCAAACUAGUGGAUAAGUCAACCGAGCUCAAUGAGGAGCCUUUGAUGCGCUUUGGGAGGCUGUUGCCAUCCUUUGUCAGCAGUGAGAAUGCUUUUUACUUGUCUCCAGACAUUAGGAAGCAGUGUGAUUGGUUCCAGGGAGACCAACCAUCAAGGAAUGGUGUGAAGUUUGGUGACAAACAAGUAAACUUUCCAAACAAUGUUACUUCAAGUCCUACAUCCAAACCAGUGACCACAACAAAACCAACAAUGAUUGUAAAUCUGCCACCUGCAAGGCCAGCGCCUGCAAAGCCAGCCUCUGCAAAUUCAGCCCCUGCAAAAUCAGCUGCUGAAAAGCCAGCUCCUGCAAAUCCAGCCCCUGCAAAGUCAGCUGCUGAAAAGCCAGUCCCUGCAAAUCCAGCCCCUGCAAAGUCAGCUGCUGAAAAGCCAGUCCCUGCAAAUCCAGCCCCUGCAAAGUCAGCUGUUGAAAAGCCCAUGGCUGCCAAGCCUGUGGCCACAAACACAGCCACAGUCAGACCUGCAGUGGUGGCAAAGCCUGCAGCAGCAAAGCCUGCAGGGGCCAAGCCAGCAGUAGUGAGACCACCUGCCACUGCUGCAAAGCCAGCUGCCACCAAGCCAGAGGCUCCCAGGCCACAGGCCAAACCAGCCGCUGCCACCAAGUCAGACACUGCUAAGUCUGUAGUUAAAGCGUAUCGAGACAUCCAAGUGUCUGAAGUCACAGAGAACAGCGCCAAACUCCACUGGGACAGACCCGAGCCCCCUAGUUCUUAUUUUUAUGACCUCACUGUCACCUCAGCCCAUGACCAGUCCUUGGUUCUGAGGCAGAACCUCACAAUCACUGACCGUGUCAUUGGGGGCCUGCUGGCUGGGCACACAUAUCACGUGGCAGCUGUCUGCUACCUGCGGUCUCAGGUCAAAGCCAUCUACCAAGGAAGUUUUAGUACAAAGAAAACUCAGCCUCCUCCUGCACAGUCAUCACGGUCAGUGUCUAGUUCAGGCAUUAAUCUAGUGGUGGACAUGGAACCGUUAUCUCUUACUAAAACAGAUAUAUGUCACUUGCCGAAAGAUCCAGGAACAUGCAGGAGUUUUAAUCUGUUUUGGUACUAUGAUCCAGACACCAAAAGCUGCGGGAGAUUUUGGUUUGGAGGUUGUGGGGGAAAUGAGAACAAAUUUAAAUCACAGGAAGAAUGUGAAAAAGUUUGUGCUCCUGUGGUCCCCAAACCCAGAGUCGUCAAUGUGAUGGGAACCUAGGCGUGGCUGGCCAGCAACACUUACCUCUAGGAGAAGAAGGAGGCAGCCAUUUCCACCUGUCUUUGUAGAAGCUCGGGGCGGAUUCCCUGGCACUGUGCCAUUUCCUGCUUUGAUUGAUACUCGACCUCGGGAGGAAGCCUUCUGCCCUGCGACCUGUCAAUAUGGUGCUAUACGAGUCUGUGGACCCCACGCUCUGUCUCCAGGCAGUUCUAUCGUAUACUUUGAACUUGAUGUACUAGUUAGCCACUGCUGGUGUUUAUGUGAACAUUCCUAUAAAUCCAAAUUCCCUCUGAAGUUUCACCUUAUGCCUGUACUGGGCAAAAGUAAAGUCUACAGAAUAACCCCAAUGUCACAGCUCCUCUGUAUCCUUAUGCUCGAUUCAUUUUUCCCCUUAGUUAAGCAUGGCUUUAGUGGAGAAAGAAGAGUCCACCUUUUUCUUCCCCCCAGUUUCCUGGAUUAGGCUUCAAGCUCAUUUUCUUCUUCAAAAUCUUCUGAGAAACGGUCUAGAUAGAAUGAAGCAAACUCCUUGAUCUGUGUGCACUGUUGGGACCAACGCCUCAAUUAAGGAUUGAAAGAAAGUCAUAAUAGAGAAUAUUUUUGGCAUUCCUCAAAUGUCAUUUUUUUUUGAAUGCAGGGGUGGGGUUUAAUUUUAAAAUCUUUAGGAAAUUUAUACAAAGAAACUUUUUAAUAAAGUAUAUUGAA
Molecule: messenger RNA, 10558 nt
Organism: Castor canadensis (American beaver)
Lineage: Eukaryota; Metazoa; Chordata; Mammalia; Rodentia; Castoridae
Gene: Col6a3
Product: collagen type VI alpha 3 chain
Molecular function (GO): serine-type endopeptidase inhibitor activity; protein binding
Source: RefSeq, a predicted model, not a curated record